AUGGAAAAUUCGACACCUAGCGAACUGAAAAUGUCUAUGAAAUGUGGCAUUGCUGGUGAACGGUAUAAUUUAAAUUUGUUGUCGGCCGUCAAGAAAUCGCUAGGAUCACGUCCUCUAUUUAAGUAUAAAGCGUAUGGUCAGACUUGCGCGGAUGCAGCAGAUGUAUUGAAAUAUGCUGGUCCCCUAGAAUCUGACCGCAAGUCUGAACAGUUACAACACGAAAUUUCUUCAGAGAUGCAGAGAGGACUACCCUCUAGACUAUCUCCAACCGUUAUUCAUGGUUUAGAUUCGACUAUGGUAGACGCUGCAAAACUUUUGGCAAAAGUGGGAACAGAAAAUGCUGAAGCUUUAGAUCAUUUGGGUAAAACCAUGAAAGAGGAAGGAGAAGCACCACUUGGUCAACUUCAAGACUAUCAUCAAAGUUAUAGUGAUGGUGCUCCGAGAAGUACUAAAGCUGUACCAGGAACUUGUUCAUCAAUAGCUAUAUCUGGUGCCGGUAAGGCAUCUCUUCCCUCAUUUUUGUCUAAAAUUAAUGGCAAGAGCACAUUAGGCGAAGACGAAACUCAUCGUAAAAGAGAUAAAAACGGAGCUUCCCAGAGAAGAGAUGAAGACAAAGCACGGACAAGAGACGAAGAAGAAGUUCGCCGCAGAAGAGAUGAAGAAGAAAAAAAGCAAUCAGUCGAAGCCAACAAACGGAUACUUCCUGCUCUUGAUCAAAUUGAUCCGGAGCAUGAAGCGACGACGAAAAUAUUACGCCAACAACUUUGUGCUAAAGGGGGUGAAGUGUUUUACAAACAACCUCAUCAAUCAUUGUCACAUGCGCAGGCCUCGGAAUGGUUAUCAGAACCACCACUGAAGGUGGACAAAACAGUGAAGGAGUCAAGCGAUACAACACGACUCCACAGGAAGUUUGAAAGGAAAUUAAGUACAUUAGUCAGCAAGCAUACGCCACCACAAAUGUAUGAUGCAAUGCAAGAUGUCAUAAUUGAGUCUUCCAGACAACUUUCAGAGUACUUUGUUUCUGGCAAUUAUAAAGCUCUUGUACGCGAAGCUCUAAUAUCAGAAAUGCAAAAGCGAUGCAACGAAAUUGUUAUUGAAGUAAACAGCGCUACUGAAACAUACUUCUACGCUGCACAAAGGUUAAAGAUGGCAAAGAUAUUGGAAGCCAAAGAGCCGUGUGAUCAAGUGGCGUAUUAUCUUAAUAAAAAAUUGAACUAUAUGAUCCGAUGUCGCGCUAUUGCACGCAAAUUAAUAGCAACAAUGAAAGACCAUAUCAAAGAUGCAGCAAAUUAUUUGUCGGAACUAGUGACAAAGCCAAACGAAAAAAUUGAAGCUUAUGUAUCACUACUGGGAGAAAUGGAAGCUGCGGGUGAUGCACUUCUUAUUGAAGGAGAUAUACCGAAAUCUUAUAAAGACACCGCCGUCUAUCUCCGGCAGCUGACGUCAUUCGAUGAUAAAAUCAAUCGACCGAAUAAUAAUUUACAAUCGUCAACAGUAACAAAGCUAAAGCAUAUUAUGUCCAAUGUAACUAACACUGGUUAUACUCAAUCAAUACUGAACGGAGUAAUAACGGAAUCCACCCGUUUGUUAGUAUCCUACGUUAUGCUUCAAGGUGAGAAAACUGAAGCACUCAAGAUAUUAAUCGAACAGAUGGACAGAGCCGGGAAAACUGUUCUCUUGAGACAUGGUAGCAUGCGCAAAUCUUAUGCGGAAGGCGCUGAAAUGUUACGACGAAAGAAUUCAGAUCAACUCGAUGUAUCCAACACAGAUCCAGUAGUAUCGAGAAAAAUACAAAUAAAGUUAAACAAUGUCAUGUAUGGAAAUACACCAGAAAAAUAUCAGUCUGUAAUUGAUGAUGUCAUAGAAGACGCUACAAUGUAUUUAGCUGUUCAUUUCUUGCAGCCACAAAUUAUCCGAGUGUGCAAAUGCAUGAAGAAUGUUUUUGUACAAUGCGAGUUAUGGUGCCGCGUCGCUCGGCCAUGCUGCACAUGUUCCAGGCAUUUUUCCACUCAAGCGUUAGCCGACAUAGCACCAUCGCAACAUAUACAUAUAAAUCCUGGAACAUCCCGAGCAUUUGCUCCUGGACUUGAAAUCUCACUCACACAAUGUCCUUCCAAACUCAACAAAAAUUCCACACGUGGAGAUAAAACAUUUUGUCCUGCAAGGAAACCAACAAGCGGAUGUGAACAAAAAGCCACUACGUCGUAUCUUCUUUACACAACUACCAAAGAAGCAUUAUCGUGUCAUGGUAACCCUACAAGACUUGCUCAGACGCCUAAUCAUAAUUCAUCACAAAAAGUAAUAUCCCGAGAUAUAAUACCGCUACAAACAAUGUUCGAACGAAAUUUACAACAACUGCAAGGCUCCCCUGAUGCUGGGAAUCUAGCGGUAACGGAUGAUUCCUCGCCAGAUUCUUCUUAUACACCUCUAACUACGAACACUUCAGAAACAUCAGGAGACUCUAAAGCUCCAUUUUGGCAUGCCCCUACAACUAUGUUUGCUAAAAUACAUACAAACAUGAAUGUACAAGCUCAACCAGCUUCAACUUUUGCAACACAAGAAUGUAGUCCAACGCCAAGAAAAACAAGUCGGACUAAACCUGCGUUCCAUUCCAGUAAGCAAACUAAUUUUUUAAAGGGUAUACGUAGUUCGUGUGUUUAA
Molecule: messenger RNA, 2661 nt
Organism: Achroia grisella
Lineage: Eukaryota; Metazoa; Arthropoda; Insecta; Lepidoptera; Pyralidae
Exons: 19
Coding region: 1-2661 (886 amino acids)
Source: RefSeq, a predicted model, not a curated record